AGGAACGCAGGGCCGGCCAGGUUGCUUGUCAGCCACGGCCUGGAUCCCUUUGCCCGGAGAAAAACGGAUUUUCUCCAGCCGCUUCUCCGCUCUGCCCAGCCGCCCCUGGAGUUUCGCGCGAUGCCUUUGGGUCCUUUGGAACGGCUGAGCCUGGCAUUGCUCCUGGCUGCUCUGGGGGGGACUCAGCCCGGGCUGGCGGGGCCAGUCAGCACUUGCGAUGCCAAUGGGAGCCUGUACUUCCGAGGGGAAUGGUAUUCCCUGGAUAGCGACCCCUGCAUCCAGUGCGAGUGCACGGCGGAAGGGCCCGCUUGUGCCCGCACGGACUGCGCCGCUCUGCCGCCUGCCUGCAUUCACGUCAGCCACUAUCCGGGCGACUGCUGUCCGCGCUGCGAACGCGUCGGCUGUGAGCACCGAGGACAGGUUUAUGAACUGGGGCAGCAUUUCCAGCCUUCUGAAUGUGAGCAGUGUACUUGCGAAUUGGAUGGAAUUGCCCGCUGCCUGGUAGCAGACUGUGCCCCUCCACCAUGUGUCAAUCCCAUCUAUGAGAAAGGCCAUUGCUGCCCCAUCUGCAAGGAAGGACCAAAUUGCUAUGUAGAUGGGAGCCAGCACAACAUUAUUCCUGCUGGAGAGAGCGUCUGGGUCAGUCCCUGUAUUCGCUGCCGCUGUCACGAUGGCCAAGAUGCUGGCUACUGGGAAGGAAACCGCUUAGCUAAAUGUGAGCAGCUGGCAAGAUGCCGUGUUCCAAGUAGGCACCAUUCCUAACUCCUUUAAAUAUUAAGUGGUUUCUUAACCACAUCUCAUAAUCUCUUUAAGGGCUAAGUUACAAACAAAGACCCCACCAGAUGCUCUUCAGCCAACUCCAAACUACAAUUACUUAUCCUAGACCCUGAUCUGAGUCCAGUUCCCUACUCCUGCUACCUAGACCUUCCAAAAAAGACCCUUCAGUUGCUGCUACACUACAAUUCCCAUCAUCCCUUGCCAAUAGCACUCCUGGCUAAGGUUGCUGGGUUAUAUGCUUCUGCAACAGCUGCAAAGCAACAACUUUCCUAUCCCUGCUCCCCAAACACAUUGCCAAUACCAAUCUCUUCUAUAUUUUGAUUUGAUUUUCCUAUCUGUUCCUAUGUAUUUUCCUAUCUAUUUCCCCAGAAUUCCAGUCACUUCCACUCAAAAGACAGCCUAUUUUGUACCAUGUGAAUACUGAAUAGCUUCAUCUAUAUGUACUCCUUGGCUAAGUGACAAUAAAGGAUCCUUAUAAAACAGCUUCUCUUUCCUCUACAUCUGUGCAACUAUAUGUAUAAUUUCCCGGGCCAAUUACUCAGGUUUCUACCCCCUAAAAUCCAAACAGUGUAAGAAA
This is a messenger RNA of Pseudonaja textilis, 1354 nucleotides long. Its product is annotated as von Willebrand factor C domain-containing protein 2-like. Gene Ontology annotation, biological process: negative regulation of BMP signaling pathway. Gene Ontology annotation, cellular component: AMPA glutamate receptor complex. NCBI's taxonomy places the organism in Eukaryota, Metazoa, Chordata, Lepidosauria, Squamata, Elapidae. The record is from RefSeq and is a predicted model, not a curated record. Gene Ontology annotation, molecular function: protein binding.